This is a messenger RNA of Microthlaspi erraticum, 2409 nucleotides long. The record is from the annotation of a GenBank genome assembly. NCBI's taxonomy places the organism in Eukaryota, Viridiplantae, Streptophyta, Magnoliopsida, Brassicales, Brassicaceae.
AUGUGCAAGGCAAAGUUUAUAGCAGUCAAAACUGAUAUGAGUAAAGCUUAUGACCGAGUGGAAUGGAGCUUCCUAGAGGCCCUUAUGCUUAAACUUGGUUUUGCAUCUCAAUGGGUCACAUGGAUCAAAACAUGUAUUACCUCUGUCUCGUAUAAAGUUUUGAUAAAUGGUGAGGCAAAAGGGAAUAUAAACCCAUCCAGAGGUCUCAGACAAGGUGAUCCUCUAUCACCUUUCCUCUUUAUUAUCCUAACAGAGGCCCUUGUUGCCCAACUGAAAGGAGCUGAGGAAGAAGGGAAGAUUACAGGAUUAAAAAUCGCACGAGCAUGCCCACCAAUCUCCCACCUCCUUUUUGCUGAUGACAGCUUAUUCUUCUGUAAAGCUGAUGUCCUGCAAUGUGCAGAGUUAAUGAGGAUUCUCCAAUGUUAUGGGAUGGCGUCGGGACAACAACUUAAUACAGCCAAAUCCUCUGUGUUCUUUGGAAGUAAAGUACCACAAGAUGUACGCCUCUCCCUAAAAAAUGCCCUAGGGAUCCAUAAUGAAGGCGGUAUGGGAACUUAUUUGGGGCUACCAGAGAAUAUAAGUGGGUCAAAGCAAAAGGUUUUUGCCUUUGUGCAAGAUAGGCUCAGUCAACGCAUAAAUUCCUGGUCGGCUAAACUCCUAUCAAAAGGGGGAAAAGAGGUCUUGCUUAAGUCGGUUGCUCAAGCUCUUCCAACCUAUGUUAUGUCUUGCUUCUUACUGCCCCUAGGGAUCAUUAAAAAACUACAGAGUGCCAUCUCAAAUUUCUGGUGGAGCAAUAAGCAAACCAGCCGUGGUAUACAUUGGAUAGCUUGGGAUAAGAUAUGCAUCCCUUUCGAUAAAGGCGGUUUGGGAUUUCGGGAUCUUCAAUUAUUCAACUUAGCUCUCCUGGCAAAACAGAUAUGGAGACUGUUACACUUUCCGUCAUCUCUCUUGGCGCGUGUUCUCAAAGGAAGAUAUUAUCGAAACUCCUCUCCUCUUGAGGUGGAGAAAUCAAAUAUGCCAUCUUAUGGUUGGAGAAGCAUUCUGGCAGCGAAAGAUCUCUUAAAGAGCGGGCUAAGACGAACCAUUGGUUCAGGAGAAAACACCAAUGUCUGGAGUGAUGCAUGGAUUCCGGACAGCCUACCGAGACCCCCCAUUGCUAGUGGUCUCCCUUAUGACCCUCUCCUCCGCGUGUCAUACUUUCUGGACCCAAUAACGAAAGAAUGGAUGCUAGAUAAGCUUACUGACCACUUUACUGUCGAAGAUAUCCAUCUUGUGUUAAGCCUCAAGCCAAGCACUAGAAACAGGGAGGAUAGCUUCUGCUGGACGCAAACCAAGUCGGGUCUCUAUUCGGUAAAAUCAGGCUACCUGCUUGCAGUGCAAUUAAAAGAGACCUUAAGCUCCAACCCUCUGCUACAGCCAAGUGUCGACGCUCUGAAAAGUAAGGUAUGGACCCUGAAAACGACAAAAAAGCUUAAACAUUUCAUAUGGCAAGCUAUAGCCGGCAUUACACCGGUGUGUAGUCGUCUCGCUGAUAGACAUUGUGGCAUUGUGAGAGCCUGCCCUAGAUGUGGAGCAGAGGAGGAAACGAUCAACCACAUGCUGUUUGAGUGCCCCCUGGCAAAACAAACAUGGGCACUCACACACGGCCUGCCGGAUCCGGGAAUUUUCCCGUGUAAUGCUCUCUUUUUAAACCUUGAAUACCUCCUAUGUAUCGCAACGCGUCAGGGACCAGCGGACACAGGAUUCGCACCUUUUCCCUGGACUGCCUGGUUCAUUUGGAAGGCUAGGAAUGACAAGGUUUUCAAGGGCAAGGACGUUGAGCCUAUGGAUACAUCACAAGCGGCUAAAACAGAAGCGACAGCAUGGAGAAUCGCACAAGAAAUUACAGAUGCCCUAGACGGUUCCACAGACUCCACCGAACCUCCUCCAUUCCCGGAAAACGAAGUAUACCCACGGUGCCAGGUAGAUGCAUCAUGGGCGUACGGACAAAAAAAUUUUGGAGGAGGACUCGCUCUAGAUAUGGAUCAAGAUAUUACCUCUUUUGGUUUCUUUGCCAAAACACAGGUUAUCUCACCUUUGCAUGCUGAAUCCCAAGCGCUGCUAUGGGCCAUGAAGGCGUCUUUGCAAAUGGGAUACACCUCCAUGAGGUUUGAAUCGGAUUGCCUCCAGCUAAUCAAGCUAGUUGAGGACGAAGAAGAAUGGCCUUCUAUGGCCUCUGAGUUGGAUGAUUUAUUUUUUACUCGAUCUCUUUUCCAGAACUUUUCCAUAGUUUUUAUUCCACGUACGCGUAACAUCCGUGCCGAUGCUUUGUCAAAACAAGCUCGUGGACGAGGUGUUUCUUUUUCCCAUGUAGACCCUAUUGUUCCGAUCGGUACGGCUGCCACAGUCAUUACCAUCGGUGCUUUCUAA